Notothenia coriiceps (black rockcod) is the source of this 993-nucleotide messenger RNA. RefSeq names its product talin-1-like. Gene Ontology annotation, molecular function: integrin binding; actin filament binding. NCBI's taxonomy places the organism in Eukaryota, Metazoa, Chordata, Actinopteri, Perciformes, Nototheniidae. The record is from RefSeq and is a predicted model, not a curated record. Gene Ontology annotation, cellular component: cytoplasm; plasma membrane; focal adhesion. Gene Ontology annotation, biological process: actin cytoskeleton organization; cell-cell adhesion. The annotation marks the transcript as partial. The transcript is spliced from 7 exons.
GCUCAGGAGGCGUGCGGUCCGUUGGAGAUAGAAAACGCUCUGUCCACUGUACGAGGUCUGGAGAAGGAAAUCCAGGAGGCCAAGGCUUCAGCUAAGGCGGGGAUACUGAAACCACUGCCAGGAGAGACGCUGGAGAAGUCCUCUCAGGAUCUGGGGAGCAGCACUAAGGCAGUGAGCUCAGCCAUGGCCCAGCUGCUGAGCGAGGCCACGCAGGGCAACGAGAACUACACCGGCAUGGCAGCCAGAGAUGUGGCCCAGGCCCUGAAGUCUUUGGCCUCGGGGGCCCGAGCCGUCGCCGCCACCACCGAAGACCCGGCGGCACGCAACGCCAUUCUGGACUGCGCCGGAGACGUCAUGGACAAAUCAGCCAAUCUGAUUGAAGAGACCAAGAGGGCCAUCGCCAAGCCCGGAGACCCAGAGAGUCAGCAGCGACUCGCCCAGGUGGCUAAGGCAGUGUCUCAGGCCCUGAACAGGUGUGUGAACUGCCUUCCUGGUCAGAGGGAUGUGGACAACGCUAUCCGAACUGUGGGCGAAGCCAGCAAGGCUCUCCUGUCCAACUCUUUCCCGUCCAGCGGCAGAAGCUUCCAGGAGGUUCAGGGUCAGCUCAACCAGGUGGCGGCCGGUCUGAACCAGUCUGCCAACGAGGUGGUGCAGGCCUCCAGAGGGACCACGCAGGACCUCUCCCGCGCCACCAGCAAGUUCGGACAGGACUUCAGCAACUUCCUGGAUGCUGGUGUCGACAUGGCGGGAACAUCCCAGUCUAAAGAGGACCAGACCCAGGUGGUGUCCAACCUGAAGACCAUCUCCAUGUCCUCCAGCAAGCUGCUGCUGUCGGCCAAAGCCCUGUCCACUGACCCCAGCUCCCCCAACCUGAAGAACCAGUUGGCAGCCGCCGCUCGGGCAGUGACAGACAGCAUCAACCAGCUCAUCACCAUGUGCACUCAGCAGGCUCCGGGUCAGAAGGAGUGUGACAACGCUCUCAGAGAGCUGGAG